AUCCUUCUGACUCUAAGCAUCAUCAAAGAACCCAGCACUCUUCAACCCUCGGUCAGAUCUCAUUUACUACUGCUAGUACUAAUCCUCUUCUCGGUCGUCUAAAUUAUGCCUCUCGUUCCUUUUCAUUGUUUGGCUUGCGCAGAUAAAUAUUCGUGAUAGACAAGACCCUUCCUUAUAUAUUAUCAUGGACCUAAACUCGAGAACCAGUUCUAAGCAGUUCAGCGCCAGUGAGACGGGAGACCACCGGUAUAAGAGGGAAAGCAAUGGCCCAAAUCCGGCCGACAUCGGGCUCCAAAACCCAGAAGCUUGCAUAACCGCGUGUUUCGACUUGUUUGUUUAUGAACUACGUGAAGACCCCAACGGGAAUUUUGAAGAUGUAUGCAGGCUGCUCUCGAACAGUCAACCCAAUACGGAACUCUGGAAAUUGUAUUGCUGCGACUCGACAUUCUGUGGCGUCUGGACGGGUGAAAAGGGGCAGAGCCCUAAUGUUGAUUUAAUUAUUAACAAAUGUCAGAAUAUCGGUGGUUAUCUGAUCUACGACCCAGGGCCACCGCCUGAUAAAUAUAAUUGCAGUUCAGCUUUAACUGUGUCACCGCUUGGUGAGCCUGGUGGUCGAACAAUUCUUCCGAGUGACGGCCCAUCAUCCAUCGUAACUACACCAUCCAGCCUGCUAUCUACAGCGACGGGAACUUCUCUAAGUUCUGCAUUCAACUCAAAUUCAUCAAGUAUCGGUAGUGUGUCACAUAAAUCGACUGGCCUUUCGGAAGGAAGUAAGGCAGCGAUAGGCAUUUGUUCAGGCUUGGCGAUAAUAGCGAUUGUUUUCCUAGGGGGGUUCCUGAUAAUCCGACGUCGAUCAAGUCCUCAAAACUUCUUGGAUGACCACCAAAAUCCACCUCGUCUUGGCCGUUCGUCUUCAGAGCCACAGAGCGGGUUGCAUACACCCUUAAUUACGCCGCUACCGUCAGCAUCAUCAAAGAGGCCGCCAUUGACACCCCCAGCUCGUCUCAGUGAUCGUAGAUUUCUCCCAUCACUUCUCAAGCAAGGUGAUACGCCAAAUUCCUCAUUCGUCUCCGGCUUGCACGAAAGGAUGACCAUACCCAGUAGUCUUAAUGCCAGCACGGAAAAGAAUAUUAUGCUACCGCAUAAAGGCCAUGGGAUCCCGAGUAUCGUCACCGAGCCUCCCGUCUCUGUGUCGCCCCCAGCAGUCGUACACUUCGCUGAUAGUAGCAUCUCAUACAAUAACGGCUCCGCUGGAAUAUUGACUUCUGCCAAUUCCAAAAAAGACAGCUCGGUGUAUUCUAGCACAAUAUCCACCACGCCUGAGAUCAACUCGCAGUUAUCACCACUGCCAUUGUCCCCUCCUCGACCCGUAAGGCCGCACGAAGAACCCAUAGAGAUCCCGCAUCUAGUUACACCAGCUGGGCCGCCACCAAGCCGCGCGCUACCAGCGCCACCUCCGUACCACCCCGCAUCACCAACGUUCUCCGUGUCACCCAUAUCGACUCCAGGCUCGCCCGCGCUGCCUUCUCUCAAAUCCCCGAAUUACGCAAGAGAGAGGAGUUACGUCUCCGAGGACAUCGAACUGGGCGACGAAAACAAGGGAUUGCCGGAUGCUUCCGCGAUCGGCAUUGCGCUCCCAACAUCCCCAAAAGACGUUACACACUCGCCGCAGCUACCGCCACAGCCAUAUCUCUCCAAGACGCCGCAUAAUAGCCGGGGCAAUAACACGGAAGGGGUAAAGGGGAGUCGUGGAAAGCCGCGGGAUAAUACCAUCACAAGCAGAUAUCAAGGAGAGAACGGAUCUACGCUAUCGCUCCAGGAACUAAGUGCGGGAAAGCUGGGGAAGAAAGAGCUGAGCGUAUGGGACGACUAGGUACCUUAGGAGGUGCCCAAGGUAAGAUGCUGGUGGUAAGAAUGCGCCCAAGAGUAAUGUGCUUUUUUUCCCCUUGUUCUGCCAUCAAAUACCAUUUCUAUUAUAACAGUUGCGAUAGAGAAAUAUAGUAAGAGAUGAAAGCCAAAGAUCGGGGUUUUGGAACGCGAUACCUAAGAGAUGCGAGUGGUGUGGUUUCGAUUAAUGAGGAAAGGGUAUUUCCAUUCUAGACUCGUGUCUUAUUAAAUUAAGUUGUCGGUUCAGUUAGAAUUACUCGCAUUUGGC
Molecule: messenger RNA, 2155 nt
Organism: Daldinia caldariorum
Lineage: Eukaryota; Fungi; Ascomycota; Sordariomycetes; Xylariales; Hypoxylaceae
Exons: 4
Coding region: 185-1873 (562 amino acids)
Source: RefSeq, a predicted model, not a curated record